This is a messenger RNA of Miniopterus natalensis, 3112 nucleotides long. Lineage: Eukaryota; Metazoa; Chordata; Mammalia; Chiroptera; Miniopteridae. The record is from RefSeq and is a predicted model, not a curated record.
CUCACACGGUACUGCGGUGGGGACAUUGGUGGAGCCCACACCUACACUUGAACACAUCUGAGCAGCACCUGGGCAGGUAAGAGGUGAAGCAGCCAGUGUCAGGACAGGGUUCCUGUGGAAACCUCCAUUCUAUACCUGCCCCACCCCUCUCCUAUCCUUUGGCUUCAAGGCUGCCCCUUGCUGGACUCACGGCACCUCAGGAAACUGAAAGGACCCCACAGGUACCAAUCUCUGUGGGGACUCCAAAGGCCCCAUAAGUUCUGCAGGGAACCAGUCUCUGGAAAACAGGGCCACCAGGGAGGACACAUUUAUGGGGGUUGCAACCCCAUUCUGUCUCACCGUGACUGAGGGAAGUUGCUGUCCUCAUUUUACCCAUCUGUUCAAUGGGCUUUGAACCGAGUGGGGGCCACCCCACCCAGGACCAGGACAUUGAGGUUCUUGUCUCCAAAGUGCCUCCACCACACUGGGUGAUACAGUCUCUGCCUUUUGGGGCUUCAGUUUCCCCAUGUGAGCAAUAGGGUGAUAAAUAUGGUAGGCUCAGGUUCAAAUCCCAACCCCACCACUAACACUGUCUGCCCUUAGGACUUGAAGCUUGCUGUGCCUCAGUUUCCAUGUCUGCAAAACAGAUAAAAAGACUUGCAGUGGUGUGGGGAGGAGACAGCAAGGCUGUAUGCCCCAAGUUUUGACAGAACCGUUAUAUGCUCAAGCUGUCAUUCUGGGCUGGGCCCUUUAUCUGGACCUGUCUCAAACCCUCCAUCCCAGGCAGCCCUGCCACAUGUGGGGCUUAGGCCCAUUCAAUGGAAGAAGCGACUGAGAUCAAGAGGAAACCCACAGCCCCCAAGGGAGCUGAGAGGUCCACCCCAGGAACCUGUGGUGGCCUGAGACACCCAGAACAUGGACCGAGUGACCAGAUACCCCAUCUUCAGCAUCCCCCACUCACCGGGCAUGACCAGCCUGGCUCUCAAUGGGGACACCAGUUACACAUACCAGCUGGUGGAUGUGGGGCCCUCGGACAGCGGCUGGGGCCAGGACCAACCUAUGAGGUGGGCAGAUGACCGCAAGGCCCGGCUGGAUGUGUUGAGGACAGGCACAUCUUGCAGCUUGCGCACCUUCGCCAGCCAGCCGUCCCUUCAGCUCGAGGACGAUGACAAUGAGGAGGUGAAGGCCCACCGCCUAGACCCCAGUGAUGCCCCGCUCAGGUGGUCACGGGACCUGGAGCGGGAGCGCUGGGCGGUCAUCCAGGGCCAGGCAGUGAGAAAGAGCGGCACAGUGGCCACGCUUCAUAGCACCCCUGACAACAGGAACCCCAGGUCCCCAGGACCUCAGUUCAUGCCCCUGGAGGAAAAUGUGGUCGACAGGGAGCAGAUCAACUUCUUGGCAGCGAGGCAGCAGUUCCUGAGCCUGGAGCAGGCAAAUGCAGGGGCCCCUCAAAACCCCCCAGCCAGGGCGGCCCUGGCGUGUGCCCCGCCCAGGAUCAGCCAGGCCCCCAAGGCCUUGAACAAGCCGCCCCUCGCCAAUGGGUAUGCCGUCUCAGCCAGGCCCCAGGCGAAGGAGGGGGUCAUGGGAGGGAGGAGGGUCCAUGGUUUGUCCACUGGGUCCAGUGUCCAAGCUAUGGACGGCCCUGGUUCCCAGUCCCAAGAGGAGCCACUGGAGGUCCCCAAGGAGACACCCAUUGAGCGGGAGAUCCGACUGGCCCAGGAGCGCGAGGCAGCUCUCCGCGAGCAGAGGGGCCUGCGGCGGGCGGCGGGCCACCAGGAGUUGGUAGAGAUACCCUCCCGGCCUCUGCUGAGCAAGGUGAGCCUGGUCGAGGCUCCAAGGCGGGACAGGGGGCGCCCAUCACUCUAUGUGCUGCGAGACAUAGCGCAGGAGACGCAGCGCGAGGAAGACCAUCGGCGGGCGGGCCUGCAGGCGGGCUGGGUGUCCAUGCCCAGCUGGUACUCCGAGGGCCCCCAGCCUGGGCUUAGGAGAGCACUUAGUUCAGACUCCAUCCUUGGCCUGGCCCCAGACACUAGUGCGGCCGACCCCACUCCAGAGCUGAGGAAGGUGAACCGCAUCCCACCUGAUGCCUACCAGCCAUACCUGAGCCCUGGGGUUCCCCAGCAAAAGUUCCCAGCUUUCCACACAUAUGGCAAGCCUAGUGGUCUUUCUGCAGAUGAGGCCAAGGUGGUGGCCUCGCCAAAGGCCACAGGGUCCCAGAGGCAUCUCUCAGAAUCCUCUGGAAAACCCUCAAGCACAAAGCAGGAGUUCUGGAAGCCCCCCAGGGGAUCCCCACAAGCCAACAGGGGUGUUGUGCGCUGGGAGUACUUCCGCCUGCGUCCUCUGAGGUUCAGGGUCCCAGAUGUGCCCCAGAAGCCUGAGAUCCCCCGAAUCUGGGGCUGGGAAGUGGCUGGGGCCCCAGCAUUGAGGCUACAAAGAUCCCAAUCCUCUGAGCUGCUGGAGAGAGAGAUGGAGAGUGUGCUGAGGCGGGAGCAAGAGGUGGCUGAGGAACGACGCAAUGCUCUCUUCCCGGAGGUGUUCUCCCCCCAGCUGGACUGUGACGAAGACUCCAGGAGCUCCUCCCAGGCAUCGGGCAUCAUGGGCAGCUACUCGGUGUCCGAGUCACACUUCUUCAGCCCCAUCCACCUGCACUCAGGCCUGGUGUGGACAGCGGAGGCCCCUGCUGAGGUGACUCCUGGGCAGAGAAAGAAGAAGGAGCAGGGGUACGCCGGCAUCAACCCCUGGGACCACGUCAACUCAGAGGUCCUGGAAGCCACACGGGUGACCCGCCACAAGAAUGCCAAGGCUGAACGCUGGGAAGCCGGUGUCUAUGCCAGUGAGGAUGAAGACUGAGCCUGGAGACAGGGGUACCUUGACCCUGUGGGAACUGCCAAGACCAUCACUGAGCCCUCCACUUUAGGAAACAGGUUCCCAUUUAAAUCCACAAUCCAAGAACCACAAAUGACAUGCUGACAAUGCAGAGGGCUGGUGUGCCUCCAGACUCCAGGGCUUUCUUUGCUGAUUUUAUUUUUCUAGAGAAAUUUUUCUGCUUUUUCUGAGUCUAAAGUUGGGGAUAAGAUGGGACCUCUGCCAAUUCUUUCUUCUUCUAGGACUUUGCCAAAUGCUCUUAGGUCCA